Messenger RNA from Triticum turgidum subsp. durum (durum wheat), 1032 nucleotides. The record is from the annotation of a GenBank genome assembly. Lineage: Eukaryota; Viridiplantae; Streptophyta; Magnoliopsida; Poales; Poaceae.
AUGAGCGGCCACCACGACGCCAGCAAGCCCUACCAGCCCCGCCGGGGCCCGGAGCGCCCCCCGCCGCAGCAGCCGGCGGAGGACGAGGAGGCUGCCGCGGCUGCGGCGGCGAUGGCCGAUGUCGAGGCCGCGGCGGGGGCGAUGGAGCAGUACGAGCCGCAUCUGGAGCACGGGGAGGAGGAGGAGGAGGAAGAGGAGGAGGGGGAGGAAGAGGGAGAGGAGGAGGGAGAGGAAGGGCAUGGGUACGCGUACGAUUAUGUUACCGGAGAGGCCGUCCCGAUGGACGAGGAAGGCGCUGCGGCCGCGGCGCACGCCCACCACGGGGCGGCGGGGCCGCACGGCAUGGAGGCGGGCGGCGCACCGCAAGCCCCGUCAAACACGCUCACGCUCUCUUUCCAGGGCGAGGUGUUCGUCUUCGAGUCUGUGUCCGCCGAGAAGGUGCAAGCGGUUCUCUUAUUGCUUGGAGGAAGGGAGCUCGGCCCGGGUAUGGGCGUGGGGCCGUCGUCUUCAGCAUCAUACAGUAAGAGGUUGAAUUCACAUCGGAUGGCAUCGCUGAUGAGGUUCCGCGAAAAGCGCAAGGAAAGGAACUUCGAUAAGAAGAUCCGCUAUUCUGUUAGGAAGGAAGUUGCACAUAGGAUGCAGCGCCAUAAAGGUCAGUUCACAUCAUCAAAAGCAAAGGCCGAAGAAGCCGCAGCUGCGGCUAAUUCAGAUUGGGGUGCAGUGGAAGGUCGACCUCUUUCUGCGCCUGUAUGCCAGCAUUGUGGUAUUAGUUCUAACAAUACACCUAUGAUGCGUCGAGGACCGGAUGGACCAAGGACUCUGUGCAAUGCAUGUGGACUCGCUUGGGCAAACAAGGGUAUGAUGAGAGAGGUCAAAGGUCAUACACCUUUGAAAGUUGUGCCGCCAGCAACCGAUGACGCUCAGAAUGGAGUUGCUGAAGCACCCACUGCUGAGCAGCAACAUCUCGCACUAGAAGCUGCACCAGAAGCACCAGUAGCUCCUGCUCCUGCUGCCAAUGGCCAUGAUUCAUAG